AAUUGCGGCCAAACCAAAUACACCAAUUUCAUCAUUACUACGCCAUACGAUCACCGAUAGAUCAGCUCAUUAAAGGGACAGACGUGCUUUUGAAUCGACCCACUGUGAUUACAAAGACCUCAGCUUACUGCAUACGCAGAGGUGCUUUGAAAUCACGAUAGUAUGUUAGAAAUAAAUAAAUAAACAGUAUUCUGAUUAGAGGCAACUGCAGAUCAGCUCUUUUCAACGGCUCUCGUCCAACUGGAAAAAAAUCCUUAGUAACAACCCCUCAUACGCCGCGAUGGUUGAUCAGAAACGCGUUGGUCUUGUUGGCCUAUCUGCCAAAGGAUCUUGGGCAGUCGCAGCACACCUGCCAUACUUGCAGCAGUCAUCUCACUACAAAAUCACAGCACUCCAAAACAGCUCAAAGGCGUCCGCAGAUGAGGCUGCUAAGCAGUACUCUCUGGAUGGAGUGACUACGCACGGGAACCCCUCUAGCCUCGCGUCAGAUCCUAAUGUAGACAUCGUGGCCGUCAGUGUCAACGUUCCUGAACAUUAUGGCCUGAUCAUCCCUGCUCUUGAAGCUGGAAAGGACGUGUUCUCUGAGUGGCCACUUGCUCGCAAUCUUGCCGACGCUGAAAAAAUGGUUCAGCUAGCGAAAGAAAAGGGCGUCCGAACCAUGGUUGGUCUACAAGCCCGCCAGAGUCCGUCUAUCUUGAAAGCCAAAGAGAUCGUCUCCUCUGGAAAACUAGGAAGGAUUCUGAGUACAACACUAUAUGGUCAUGGAGGUCUUUUCGGCCCUACUAUCGUCGAGAAACUGGAGUACCUUCUUCCAAUAGAGUCUGGUGCAAAUCUCGUUACAAUUCCAUUUGGUCAUACUGUGGAUGCAUUCUGCCACGUCCUGGGCGAGAUCAAGGACCUAUCCGCCACACUCGUUAACCUGCGUCCUGAAUUACAAGUCACAGACUCUGAAGGCAAGCCCUUGAGAACAGUCGCAAAAUCCGCGCACGACUACGUCAGCAUCAGUGGUUUCCUUGUCAACGGCGGCGGAGUAGUAGAUGUAACCUACGCUCCCGGUUACUCACGCACAAACCGCGACUUCUACUGGGAGAUCAUCGGUACCGAAGGUACACUUAUCCUGGAUGGUGAGGGACUGGGUGGAGCUAUGGCAGGCAAUAUUCAGACAUUCCAGCCCACGGUCAAGUUUGUGAAGGAGGACCACGCGUUCAGGAGUAUGGGAAGCGCGGUAGCACAGAAAGAGCCUGAAGUCAUUUACCCUGGCAAGACAGGUGAACUGGAUUUCAGUGUUGGUAAGGCUUGGGAGGCCUGGGCUGGUGCCGGACUGGAUGAGGGGUACAGUGUUACGACGUUCGAGGAUGCGCUUGUCAGGCACAGGAUGAUCGACGCUAUCUACCGCAGCGCAAAGCAGGGAACCAAGGAGAACUAUGUCUAGCAUCGAUAUUAGUGUCGAGGAUAGCGUAACUGAUUGUGCAACUUGUAUCUAGUUUCCGUUAUUUGGUAUCUACAUCUACCUUCUCCC
Dothidotthia symphoricarpi CBS 119687 is the source of this 1519-nucleotide messenger RNA. Its product is annotated as NAD-binding Rossmann fold oxidoreductase family protein. The record is from RefSeq and is a predicted model, not a curated record. The coding region runs from base 281 to 1432 and encodes 383 amino acids. The transcript has 3 exons. NCBI's taxonomy places the organism in Eukaryota, Fungi, Ascomycota, Dothideomycetes, Pleosporales, Dothidotthiaceae. Gene Ontology annotation, molecular function: nucleotide binding.